AUGGCAGUUUGGGGGCGUCCUCUAGCUCACCCACCAGCCAGCUGCCUGGCCGCUGUUCAUCGUCUGCUGUUCAUCGUCUGCCGUUCAUCGUCUGCCGUUCAUCGUCAGCUGUUCAUCGUCAGCUGUUCAUCGUCUGCCGUUCAUCGUGUGCUGUUCAUCGUCAGCUGUUCAUCGUCAGCUGUUCAUCGUCUGCCGUUCAUCGUCUGCUGUUCAUCGUCAGCUGUUCAUCGUCUGCUGUUCAUCGUCAGCUGUUCAUCGUCUGCUGUUCAUCGUCUGCCGUUCAUCGUCUGCUGUUCAUCGUCAGCUGUUCAUCGUCUGCUGUUCAUCGUCAGCUGUUCAUCGUCUGCUGUUCAUCGUCAGCUGUUCAUCGUCAGCUGUUCAUCGUCUGCCGUUCAUCGUCUGCCGUUCAUCGUCAGCUGUUCAUCGUGUGCUGUUCAUCGUCAGCUGUUCAUCGUCAGCUGUUCAUCGUCUGCCGUUCAUCGUCUGCUGUUCAUCGUCAGCUGUUCAUCGUCUGCCGUUCAUCGUCAGCUGUUCAUCGUCUGCUGUUCAUCGUCAGCUGUUCAUCGUCUGCUGUUCAUCGUCAGCUGUUCAUCGCCUGCUGUUCAUCGCCUGCCGCUCAUCGCCAGCUGUUCAUCGCCUGCCGCUCAUCGUCAGCUGUUCAUCGCCUGCCGCUCAUCGCCUGCCGUUCAUCGUCUGCUGUUCAUCGUCAGCUGUUCAUCGUCUGCUGUUCAUCGUCAGCUGUUCAUCGUCUGCUGUUCAUCGUCAGCUGUUCAUCGUCUGCUGUUCAUCGUCAGCUGUUCAUCGUCUGCUGUUCAUCGUCAGCUGUUCAUCGUCUGCUGUUCAUCGUCAGCUAUUCAUCGUCUGCUGUUCAUCAUCUGCUGUUCAUCGUCUGCCGUUCAUCGUCAGCUGUUCAUCGUCUGCUGUUCAUCGUCUGCUGUUCAUCGUCUGCCGUUCAUCGUCUUCUGGCCCAAACGGGUCAGAUUAUCAUUCACAGGGCCGGCUCUAGCCCUUUGGUUGCCCUAG
Perca flavescens (yellow perch) is the source of this 1023-nucleotide messenger RNA. RefSeq names its product putative proline-rich protein 21. The coding region runs from base 1 to 1023 and encodes 340 amino acids. The record is from RefSeq and is a predicted model, not a curated record. The transcript is spliced from 2 exons. Lineage: Eukaryota; Metazoa; Chordata; Actinopteri; Perciformes; Percidae.